Molecule: messenger RNA, 948 nt
Organism: Aspergillus chevalieri
Lineage: Eukaryota; Fungi; Ascomycota; Eurotiomycetes; Eurotiales; Aspergillaceae
Exons: 3
Coding region: 1-948 (315 amino acids)
Source: RefSeq, a predicted model, not a curated record
AUGGCGCAGAGAGCCCCAAUCCAGAAUCCAUUCCAGCAGCUCAUCUCGGAGUGUGAAAAUGACCCAAAUCGACUACAAACUCAAUAUGAAACUCACCGAUUCGCAAGAAACGCGCAAUUUAAGACUACCAUCCUCAGCCCAGAUUUCCCCGGAUGGACCGUCGAUGAGAUCUUGAGCAAACUGCACGCCCAAGAAACUGGCAAGAAUGACAAGGCUGAAGAGCCAUUCAUCGACCACAGAAACAAUCUUGCCUUCUACGCUCGUCCGCCAAAGCAUAUCCGAGAGCUUAUCGAUGGAAUUCAGCGGGAGUUGCGAAGCGUUGCUCCAUCCAUCUGGUUUACACCGUCCGAAAAUUUGCACAUGACCACACUCGAACUAGCCAAUUCGCGAACUCGUUCAGAAUUGGAAGCGCUUGUCUCUGAGCUGGAAGCAACUGGCACAAUUCCAGAACUGGUCGAUUACACGUUCAACCACCGAUCACGUCUGAUAAAGCCUGUUGUCAGCUACGAUGCAUCGGCAAUGGCAUUGAGCUUUGUCCCUGCAUCCAGAGAGGGGACCGGUAGCACAGAUGAUGGUGCGUAUAGCUAUCAUCAUUUGCGACGGGACCUGUACGAUCGAGUCGCAGAGACGGGUAUCAAAGUGAUCCCGAGGUACAUUGUUCCUUCUGCGCACGUCACGAUUGCACGGUUCAUCACGCUUGAUGGGUUCUUGCUUGAGCAAGAUGGCCCUGAUGGGAGUCGCAUUGACCGCGAGCAGCUAAAAGCGUUGAUGAACAAGAUCGAGCAUAUCAACCAGGAACUGCAAAAGAAGUACUGGCCUAGUGUGGAAGGGAAUAUGUCCUCUAGAGGUGAAUGGGUUGUGGGGCAUGAGAAGGGGUUGGAGUUGUGUAAAGGCGCAUCGUGGUAUGGGAAGGGGGAAAGUGUUCUUGAUGGAAAGGGAUUCAAUUAA